CGCGUGUUUUGGUGUUCUUCGUUACAUGAAUAAAUUCGUAAUACUUGUCGGUUGGAAAACUAACGUGUUUGGUCAUUCCUUCAAAUGAUCAAAGUACCUGGCUUUGUUAUAUCCCAGUUACUGGGACGAGGGACGUAUGGACACGUAUACAUGGCUAGAAAGCUCACUUUGGAUUCGCCCAAUGUAUUGAAGAGACAGCUAAAAAGAAUGAAGUUCGUGGCACAUUAUUGUAUAUGGCACCUGAAAUAUUCCGUGAGGGUGUUUACCAUCCUUCCUGUGAUCUGUGGUCCAUCGGUAUUAUUUUAUAUGAAUGCUUAUUUGGUGCUAGUCCUUAUGGUCAGAUAACAGUUGAACAAUUAAAAGAAAGAUUGAUAGCAACGGAUGAACCAAUUAAGUUACCUUCUUUAACUGAGAUAAGCAAACCAUGUGCUGCAUUAUUAAGUGGUUUGUUAAAACGGAACCCAUCUGAACGCUUAAAUCAUGAACAAUUUUUUUCACAUCCAUUUAUUGACUUAGAUCAUGUACCAUCAGCACAAAGUCUAGAUAAAGCUACUGAAUAUCUUGAACGUGCACCUCGAUUAGAAUCAGUUGGGAAAUUAUGUGAAGCCUAUGAUUGUUAUUUAGAGGGUUUAAAUCAUUUAAUGGCUGCAUAUAAUUAUGAGCAACUGCGCUUCAAGAAGUCAGAAAUACGAAAGCUGAUGAAAGAGUAUUUGUUAAAAACAGAAUCAUUGAAAUUAGAAUUAUGUCUUCUUAGUAGUCAUACAAAAAUGACUUCUCAUUCAUCAUCGGAAUUCGAACCAAAAACUUCUAAUAGACAAGCAGUUAAUUUACCUGAUCCUAUUGUUCCAAUAAAAUGUUAUAGUGCAUCACAACAGCCUAAAAACAACACUAAGUCAUCAGAGAAAAGCCUAUUUCAUUAUUUAACAAAACGAAAAGAUGAUAAUCAGUGUCAAUUAAAAAAUCAAUCACAAUCUAAUUCUGAAACAUGUCAACCGCGAAAUUCAGUUACACGUAAUGAUUUCACAAAUUCGACGAAAGAGUAUGUUUCGACAGAUUCAGUCGAACGAAUUAAUGAUUGUUUAACUUCGGAUAAAGCUAACAUCCUUACUCGUAUGAAGCAUUGGUUCUCGAGACAGAAUGCUAAAACUGAAAAUUCCCAUGAAUCCAAACAUGUGCCUACCGCCAUAUUGGUCGAUUUGGAUUCUCCAAAUUCCUCUACACCGUUGUCAUCGGAGUUGCCUAACUCUCCACCUAUCCCUCCCGCAUCUACUAAUCUUUGUUCUAAUUUAAUCAAUUCAACUGAAGAAGAAGAAAAACAUUUAGUUCGUAGUCAGUCUGUUAAUUCUUCCACAAGUGAACAAUCAACCAUUAAACCAUGCAUAAUGACAACUUCAUUGGAUUCAUCGAAAUCUCGAAAUUCCCAGUUAGAAUCUGAAUCGCAUAUUGACGCAAUGGAUAUGGUAGAUGGUUUAACUGAGAAAUUUGGUCGUAGUCGGAUGUUAGAACACCUGGGUACUGUCAAUAAUGUUGUGACUGAAUUUUUGGACAAGUUUUAUGAACUUAUUUCUAAACAGCAUUUACAGGAAGCACUGAUCUAUUUUCAAAACGAAUUCUCAAACUGUUUAAAAGCAGCUCAAGACGAUUCUAAUUCCAAGAAUCGGAGUAUUUUGCUUAAAGAAUUAAGUCUUGCCAUGGAUAAAGCUGAACAACUUAAAAUCCAUUUAACUUGUAACAACAGUAAAGUAAUCAAUGAAAAUGAAUCUUCCAAUUUUCAAAUUGGUGAAGAACUAUUCGAUGAAAAUCCACAAGAUGAAGAUCGAUGUGCAUUAAUGUGA
Messenger RNA from Schistosoma turkestanicum, 1835 nucleotides. NCBI's taxonomy places the organism in Eukaryota, Metazoa, Platyhelminthes, Trematoda, Strigeidida, Schistosomatidae. The record is from the annotation of a GenBank genome assembly.